Molecule: messenger RNA, 1644 nt
Organism: Sparassis crispa
Lineage: Eukaryota; Fungi; Basidiomycota; Agaricomycetes; Polyporales; Sparassidaceae
Product: Delta-1-pyrroline-5-carboxylate dehydrogenase
Exons: 12
Coding region: 1-1644 (547 amino acids)
Cellular component (GO): mitochondrial matrix
Molecular function (GO): L-glutamate gamma-semialdehyde dehydrogenase (NAD+) activity
Source: RefSeq, a predicted model, not a curated record
AUGUCGACACCCCAACUGGCAAACUUCAAGCUCCCGGCUUGUUAUAAUGAGCCCAUGAGGAGUUAUGGGCCCGGCUCCUCUGAGCGGAAGGCCUUGCAAGAGGCCAUCGCUCAGAUGGAGAGCGAGCUGCCCUUCGAGGUGCCAUGCGUCGUGAACGGGAAGCCGGUAAAGACAGGGAAGCUUGCAAAGCAGCCCAUACCCUCCGAGCACGCGAAACACCUCUGCACGUACCAUGAAGCCGACCAGGCGACUGUCGCCAGUGCCAUCGACGGCGCUCUGGCGGCCAAGGCGGAGUGGGAAGCCAUGCCCUGGGGCGAUCGCGCUGCCAUCUUCCUCAAGGCGGCCGAUCUGGUCAGCGGUAAGUACCGCUACAAGCUGAUAGCUGCCACCAUCCUUGGCCAGGGAAAGAAUGCCUGGCAGGCGGAGAUCGACGCUGCAGCAGAGCUCUCGGACUUCCUCCGCUUCGGGGUAAAGUAUGUCGAAGAGCUGUACUCUCAGCAACCGUCACAAAACUCGCCUGGCUGCUGGAAUCGCGUCGAGUACCGUGCAUUGGAGGGCUUCGUCCUCGCAGUGUCGCCAUUCAACUUCACUGCCAUCGGCGGUAACCUGCCAGGAGCACCUGCUAUGGUUGGUAACACCGUCGUGUGGAAGCCCUCGCCCGCAGCUACGUACGCCAGCUGGCUCGUCUACCAGAUAUUCCUCGAGGCGGGAAUUCCCUCGGGUGUAAUCCAGUUUGUCCCCGGCCCUCCCGCAGAGGUCGUCGGGCAGUGCAUCGCACACCCGGACUUCGCCGCGCUGCACUUCACCGGCAGCACGUUCGUGUUCAAGCAGCUCUGGAAGGACAUCGCGUCGCACGUCGACACGUACAAGAGCUACCCCCGCAUUGUCGGCGAGACGGGCGGGAAGAACUUCCACCUCGUACACUCCUCGGCUGAACCGAAGAACGCGGUGAUGCAGACCAUCCGGUCAGCUUUUGAGUACCAAGGCCAGAAGUGCUCCGCUCUGUCACGGCUGUACGUCGCGUCGUCCGUGUGGAACGCGGGCUUCAAGGACCUCCUGCUUUCUGAGAUUGCGAAGCUAAAGGUUGGCAGCCCGAAGGAAUUCACCAACUUCGUCGGGCCCGUCAUCGGUCGGCCUGCGUUUGACAAAAUUACCGGGUAUAUCAGGAAGGCCAAGGAGGCCGGCGGAGAGGUCCUGAUCGGUGGUAGCGGUGACGACUCGGUUGGAUACUAUGUCCAGCCCACCGUUAUCCUCACGAAGGACCCGAAGUCUAUCACCAUGAGAGAGGAGAUCUUCGGACCCGUGCUCACCGUCUUCGUAUAUGAGGACAGCGACUUCGACAAGACGCUAGAGCUGAUCGACACCACGACCGCCUAUGCUCUCACCGGGUCAAUCUUCGCGCAGGACCGCAAGGCGCUGAUCCACGCGACGAAUAAGCUACGCAACGCGGCCGGGAAUGUGUACUACAACGAGAAGUCGACGGGCGCGGUCGUCGGGCAGCAACCAUUCGGCGGCGGGCGCGCGAGCGGGACGAACGACAAGGCGGGAAGCAUCUCCAUCUUCUACCGCUUCGUCUCGCCACGCAGCAUCAAGGAGAACUUCCUCUCGCUCGAGAGUUAUACGUACCCGUCCAACUUGGCGUAG